GGGAGACGAUAAGACGCUGAUAAAUUUUCUAGAGUGAAAGAAAAGGAUCUCUCUCUCUCUCCACCGCCAGAACCUUGAGCGCAAACACAAAGAGGAAGAGAAAUACACUAUAUUUACAGCCAUUUCCAUCCCAUCAGUAAGUGGACACACCUCGGGCUUCGUAACUAGACGCGCUUGCGGUUAUUUGUACGUUUUCAUCGCUGCCCCAUUCAUCAACCUGCUCGCGAUAGAUAAGCCCGGCGGAGACGUAUCGAUCCAGCGAGUCAUGGCGAAAGAGCCGGAGCGGAACAGCUGCCUUCUGCGCGAUCUCCGGCAGCGAGCCGGUAAUGACAUCUGCGCGGACUGCGGCGCUGCAGAGCCGGAUUGGGUGUCUGUGACGCUGGGUGUGUUCGUGUGUCAGGGAUGUUCGCUCAUCCACAGAAGUAUUCUCAGCCUCAGCCAGGUCAAGUCUGUGCUGCAGGACACAUUUGAAGAUAAAGAAAUAGAGUUUAUCACCUCUAUGGGGAAUGAAGCAGCAAAGGCCAAAUACGAACAGCAAGUUCCUCCGUUUUAUUACCGCCCCUCCCACACAGACUGCAGGAUUUUGAGGGAACAGUGGAUCAGAGCCAAGUAUGAGCGACUGGAGUUUAUAUACAUCGAGAGACAAGAGCCUUAUUCAGCAGGGUACAGAGAAGGGUUUCUAUGGAAACGUGGUCGAGACAACGGACAGUUCCUCAGUCGCAAGUUCAUUCUGUCUGAAAGAGAGGGAGCGCUGAAAUACUUCAACAAACACGACGCGAGAGAACCAAAGGCCAUAAUGAGGAUUGAAACCCUAAAUGCUACUUUCCAGCCAGCUAAAAUAGGAAACCCCUUCGGCCUGCAGAUCACCUAUCUCAGAGACAACAGCACCAGGAAUAUCUUUGUGUACCAUGAAGACAGUAAGGAAAUGGUCGACUGGUUCACUGCAAUCCGGGCAGCACGGUUUCAUUACCAGAAGGUGGCAUUUCCUGGAGCUAAUGAUGAGGACCUGGUACCCAGACUUACAAGGAACUUCAUGAAGGAAGGUUACAUGGAGAAAACAGGCCCACGGCACACAGAGGGCUUUAAGAAACGAUGGUUCACCAUGGACGACAGGAGACUAAUGUACUUUAAAGAUCCCUUGGAUGCAUACGCACGUGGCGAGGUGUUCAUCGGCAGUAAGGAGAACAGCUAUACGGUGGUGCCUGGCCUGCCGCCCGCUACCCAAGGAUACCACUGGAAGUACGGGAUCACUAUUGAAACUCCUGACAGGAAGUUCCUGUUCGCUUGUGAAACAGAAGCAGAGCAGAAGGACUGGAUCGCUGCCUUUCAGAGAGUCGUCAACCGACCCAUGAUGCCGCAGGAGUACGCAGUCGAGGCUCAUUUCAAGCACAAGCCUUGAUGCCGGCUGCAGACCGGCUGAUAUGCUACAGGCGGGACAGACUGGACAAUCAACAGCAAAAUCUGUCCAAUGGCGUACAUGGAAGUGCUCCGGACAGAGCGAGUGCAUUGAAACAGCCCCUUCCUACCUUGAUUUGGUACUAAAGAACUGGACACUGGACUGUGUUGACAACGUCUCCAGCAGCAACGCUGAAGCUUAGUUGUCGUGAAUGUCACUAUGUGUUACCAAAGCAGACAUACUGGUGUCGUCAGCCAAGCUACUGUACAAAUAUGGCAUGUGAAUGUUGUUCAUCGCUCUUAAACGUAACAUUUAAUCUGUAAAUUACAAGGUGAGCAACGUCACAAAACGGUUGCGGUUUUUUUUCCCAGUGUGUUUUGACUGAUGUUAUUUAUUGGAUUAUCCAAGCAAAUGCUGCUGUGAAGAGUAGUGGAUCCUCUGACGCUACGCAACAUGACUACACUGCAAAAAAUGAUUUCUUACUCAGUAUUUUUGUCUUGUUUUGCAGUACAAAUAUCUAAACAUUUAAUUGAGAAGCAGAAUGCCAUGCGAUUUCUUUGUUUUCUGGAAAAAAAAAAGAACCUAAAUUGAGAUUUUGCCUAAAGAAGACAUCCCUUUCACAAGAUGUAAUAUACUAAUAAGUCUCUGGUGUCUCCAGAAUGUGUCUGUGAAGCUUCAGCUCAAAAUCCCCCACAGAUCAUUUAUUAUAGCUUGUCAAAUUUGCCCCUAUUUGGGUGU
This is a messenger RNA of Megalobrama amblycephala (Wuchang bream), 2134 nucleotides long. RefSeq names its product arf-GAP with dual PH domain-containing protein 1. Lineage: Eukaryota; Metazoa; Chordata; Actinopteri; Cypriniformes; Xenocyprididae. Gene Ontology annotation, molecular function: phosphatidylinositol bisphosphate binding; GTPase activator activity. Gene Ontology annotation, cellular component: intracellular membrane-bounded organelle; plasma membrane. Gene Ontology annotation, biological process: positive regulation of GTPase activity. Bases 266 to 1399 code for a protein of 377 amino acids. The transcript has 11 exons. The record is from RefSeq and is a predicted model, not a curated record.